Messenger RNA from Mya arenaria, 8695 nucleotides. RefSeq names its product regulatory-associated protein of mTOR-like. Gene Ontology annotation, molecular function: protein binding; protein-macromolecule adaptor activity. Gene Ontology annotation, cellular component: cytoplasm; TORC1 complex. Gene Ontology annotation, biological process: regulation of autophagy; cellular response to starvation; TORC1 signaling. The record is from RefSeq and is a predicted model, not a curated record. NCBI's taxonomy places the organism in Eukaryota, Metazoa, Mollusca, Bivalvia, Myida, Myidae. Bases 93 to 4169 code for a protein of 1358 amino acids. The transcript is spliced from 32 exons.
UCCAAUCAAAAUGGCGACGAUUUUAUGGUAAACAUGCCCUCUUGGUUAGUUUUUCCUCAACUGCUUUUGAUGCUUUGAACUUUUGAAACAAAAUGGUAACUGUUCCUAAAGACAUGGCAAAGGCCUUAAAUGAGGGUGGCUACUUUCUUGAUGAUGAUGACGAAGUAAGUGACGCAAAGCUGACAAUUGCGUAUAACGAAUUCAGACAUCGUGAGAAGAUUGAAGGUUCAGAAAAGGUCAAGCAAUCAUGGCGAAUGAAAGAGCGUAUGAAAACUGUGAGUGUUGCCCUGGUACUGUGCCUAAAUGUUGGUGUCGACCCUCCUGAUGUGGUGAAAACGUCUCCAUGCGCCCGCCUUGAAUGCUGGAUUGAUCCAUUGGCUCAAAGUCCUCAAAAAGCCUUAGAAGCAAUUGGGAAAAACCUACAAACGCAGUAUGAGCGGUGGCAGCCGAGGGCUAGAUACAAGCAGACACUAGACCCCACUGUAGAAGAAGUGAAAAAGUUGUGUACAUCCCUCAGGAGAAAUGCCAAGGAAGAAAGAGUUUUAUUCCAUUACAACGGACAUGGAGUGCCCAAACCAACUGUCAAUGGAGAGAUUUGGGUGUUCAAUAAAAGUUACACCCAGUACAUCCCGUUGUCCAUCUAUGACCUUCAGACGUGGAUGGGAAGUCCAUCAAUUUAUGUGUAUGACUGUUCUCAUGCUGGCAUCAUCGUAGAGCUCUUCAAGACCUUUAGCAUACAGCGUGAUCAGGAGGCCGCGGCUGUAAAUGGCAAGUCACACACAGCAGCAAAUGGCCCAAGUGCCCGACACUGUAUCCAGCUGGCUGCUUGCGGGCCCAGUGAACUCCUGCCAAUGAACCCAGAACUGCCCGCCGACCUCUUCACCUCCUGCCUUACCACGCCCAUCAAGAUUGCUCUCAUCUGGUAUGUGCUACAGAAUACAAGCAGACUGGUGCCUGGACUGACUCAAGACAUGGUUGACAAGGUGCCGGGUCUGUUGAAUGACCGGCGAACAAUGCUGGGGGAACUCAACUGGAUAUUCACAGCCAUCACUGACACCAUUGCCUGGAAUACACUGCCUAGAGACUUGUUCCAAAAGCUGUUCCGUCAAGACCUGCUGGUUGCGAGUCUGUUCAGAAACUUUCUGCUGGCCGAGAGGAUCAUGAGGUCGUACAACUGUACCCCAAUAUCUUCACCGAAAUUGCCUCCAACCUACCAACACCCCAUGUGGCAAGCAUGGGACCUUGCCCUGGACCUCUGUCUUCGCCAACUCCCCCGUCUCCUGGAGGAUGACAGUGCCGUGUUCCAGCACAGUCCAUUCUUCACGGAGCAGUUGACAGCGUUUGAUGUUUGGCUCAAAUAUGGAGAUGAGUCACGGGCUCCACCGGAACAGCUGCCCAUCGUUCUACAGGUGUUGCUCAGCCAGGUUCACAGAUUGCGGGCGUUGGAACUGCUGGGCCGGUUCCUGGACCUUGGACCAUGGGCAGUCAGUUUGGCCCUGUCAGUGGGCAUAUUCCCAUAUGUGCUGAAACUGCUACAGAGCAAUGCCAGGGAACUCCGACCUCUACUAGUCUUCAUCUGGGCCAAAAUUCUCUCUGUGGACAGUUCAUGUCAAGGAGAUCUUGUCAAGGACAACGGACACAAGUACUUCCUCAAUGUGCUAGGAGAUCCUUACAUGCCCUCGAAACAAAAGACGAUGGCAGUGUUUGUGUUGGCCAUGAUGGUCAGUGGCUACAAACAAGGACAGGAAGCUGCUCUACAAGGCAAUGUGAUUUCCAUCUGUCUAGAACAGCUGGCAGACUCCAGCGCCCUUCUCCGCCAGUGGCUUGCCCUCUGCCUGGCAAAGGUAUGGACCAACUUUGACAGCGCCCGCUGGUGUGGAGUGCGGGACAGUGCCCAUGAGAAGAUGUACAAGCUUCUGAACGAUCCGGAGCCAGAGGUACGUGCUGCGGCAGUGUACGCGUUAGGGAUGUUCAUCAGCAAUGUGAGUGAGAAAAGUGACCAUGCCAACAGUAUUGACCUGGCAGUGGGCAUGAGACUUAUACCGGUGGCCAGUGAUGGCUGCCCUCUCGUCAGAAAGGAGCUGGUUGUGGCAUACAGUGGCCUGAUUCUUCACUUUGAGACCCAGUUUGUAGUGGCUGCCUCUCAGCAAAUGGAGGAAGAGAAACAAAGGGAGAGAACUGUGGCAGUUGUGACAGGGGAGGCCUCUGGUGGGUGGAGUCUAGUAUCCCCUGGGUCCCCAGGCCAUAGACAUGAGAAUGUCACCAUUAUAGUGACACCACCAGGGCAAGAAGCCCACUACAGGCCCAGUGAGAAUGUCUUCCCCAGCGGUGGUUCCGGCAGCAUCAAGCGUUCAUCAUCACGCGGCAGUCUCAAAAACCUUCUCACAUCCUCAUCAAGCAGAGACAUAUUGAGUAUGGGUAUGGCGGGUGUGGUUCCAGCUCCACCACCCCUCCCGCACCACUUCAUGGCCAGCUCAAUGGAGAAUCUUGCCCACCUGGAGCUCCCUUCCCCAGCCUCGUCCCGCAUCCCUCGCGCCAUGUCCACCAGUGCGAUAUCUGCGGCGGGGCAUAUGUCAAACAAUGUCUACAGCAAUGUGUGGAAGGUACUCCUACAGCUCGCUGUCGAUCCUGAGCACUUUGUGGCAGAGAUGGCUAAAAACCUUGUGAAGCUCGUCAGGAAAAAGGCUCAAAUGCUUGAUAUCACCACGCCGCGAGGUCGCCCAGUCUCUCAGAGCAGUGGGGUCUCUACAUCGGCUCCUUCCAGUCCAUCUAACAAAUCCUUUAUGACCAGCGUAGGCACACCCCCAUCUGGAACAUUGUCAGGGAUCAUGGAGGAGUCUGCUGAGCAUCGCCGGCAAUCCCCCGCUCGCUCCACCCCCCUCACAAGCAACCCAACAAGCCCUUUCACCCACUCAGCACAGUUCCCAAGAUCCAGGAAAAUGUUUGACAGAGGCCCUAGUCUGUCUGAAGACAAGGAUGACGAUAAUGUACCAAACAAUCUACCACCAAGACUGACAACUGAAACCGAUUUCUUUGGCUGGAGCUGCAAGCAUUUUGUUCAACCGAUAAACAGAUUGUCAGAGGAAGAAGACCCAGAGAGUGAUGUGUUUAUGGAACGCAAGUUCCGAUUUAAUCGGAACAACUCAGUACGACUGGAAGCUAAAGAAGAACAGUCUAGAGCAGGUUUCAACCGGCUGGACAAUGAGAUAUUUGUGAACCGUAAUGUUGGCAUUCCCUCUGUGAUCACGUUCCACCCGUAUCAGUCUGAACUGGCAGUGGCCGACAAGGAUGGAAUCUCGUUUUGGGACUGGGAGCAGGGCCCUAAGGUUGGCUACCUGGUAAAUGGUAACCCCCGACAUACCAAGAUCAGCACGCUCGAGUACCUCAAUGCCCAUGACAACACUCUACUGCUCUGUGGAUCAGAUGAUGGUUGUGUGAGGUUGUGGCGUAACUAUGUGGGUGAGGAUGUGUCCCCAGAUCUUGUCUCUGCAUUCCAGGCCGUCAGCGAGAUGCUUCCACUAACAAGAGGUUCAGGUCUGGUGACAAACUGGGAACAGCACACAGGCAGUCUGUUGGCCUCAGGAGAUGUCAGGUUUAUACGUGUCUGGGACACACACAAGGAACUCAAGGUCCAGGAUAUCCCGACGGGGGCAGACAGCUGUGUGACAUGCCUUGCCUCUGACAUGUCGGGUCGGUCCCUGCUGAUUGCCGGCUGUGGUGACGGCAGUGUCAGGCUGUUUGAUAGGAGGCUUGCUCCUACUGAAUGUCGAGUGAUGACAUUAAGGGAACAUGGACGGUGGAUUGUGAAAGUUCACCUACAGAAGGGGCCCGAGGGGAAGAUAGUCACUGCAAGCAAUGCCGGAGAUCUGAGGUUCUGGGACCCUCGAUUCACAGAGAGUGUGCGCUCACUCAGUCUGCAGUCUAGCUUUACCAGUGUGGACAUACACCCACGGGCUGAUGUUCUUGCCUGUGGGUCCCUGAACCAGUACAUCGGUGUGUAUAACCAGUCUGGGGACUCCCUCAGCACCAUCAAGUACCAUGAUGGAUUCAUCGGCCAGCGUAUCGGCACCAUCACAUCUCUAGCCUUCCACCCUUACAAGGUUAAGCUGGCUGCGGGCAGCACAGACUCGUACAUUUCCAUUUACUCAACGGCCAUGAAACGGAGUUGAUGUCAGCUUCCAGAUGGCUAGUUCUCAUUUCCCCGCCAAAUAUGAGAAGCAACGACUACCUGCUGCUACAUAACUUCACAUUUGCUCAGCUUUAUAUCCAUUGUGUUAAUGUGAUAGUUUGAAAGAGUGAGAGCAUUGUGAUAUUCAGUGAUUAUGUCUCAUAUAACAAGUGGUUGAAAGGUGUAGACUUUAACUUUAUGUGCAAUAUUUCAAGUAUGGUUGAGCCACCUGAACCCCAUAACUCGCAUCCAUAGUGAGAUGUUGAACGCUAGUCUGUGCUGGCCUCGUGUAAAACAAGAGAAGAGACUCCUCCUACAUGUACAUGUAGGUAGUAUCUGCUAUCAUAUUCAUGAAUUAAAGGUCUAUGAUUAACAAUACUGAUCCCUAAUCUACAUCAAGACCCUGGAUUGAUCAGGAGCAUGUACAUGUAGCUGUUUGUGAAAUGCAGAGGUAUGUCAAAUAGGUGUAUUUUGUAAGCAAGUUAUUAUUGCCUCUAAUCUGCUCUACCAAUAGACAGUUGCCUGUAAGAAAAUUGAAUAAGGAGAAACUACCCAUGAGAUAAAUUGUGACUUGACGUAAUGAUAUACAUUGUAGUAUUAUUAUUCAAGCAAGAAACAACCAAUUAAUUAGUACACUUGUAAGUGUGCUGACCACUGGUAGGAGAACCCAAAGAUACAAUGUAGGUAUCUGUUAUUUUAAUACAAUAACUGAUAUAGAAUGAACAUAUUUGCAUAUAAAUAAUGGUUAAAGAUGUGCUGGAUCUUGCAGCUCAGGAAAAUUAAGCACAACAUAAAAAGAUGCAUGGAAUAAGCAUGACAAAAAUGGGAACCUCGCUUGGCAAGGUCACUUGAAGGAGGCUGUUUAUCUAAGGUGGUAAAUCUUAUCUACUGGUAUAUGUGCUUUUAUUUAUUAAAUCCUUAUACCGGUCAAUUAAGUAGUUGAAUCGGAACAAGUCUUGUGUUUAUUGUCAUUUAUAUAAUAAUAAAAUCAUGUAGGUCAAUAUGUUACUAUGUCAAAUAUUAACUUAUUCAAUGUGAUGUUUUUAGAACCACUGCCAGAACUAUGUGUUAUUAUCAGGUGAGAUUAAUUCUUACCAGAGCUUGAAAUGUGUUAUAUAAGCACCAAUCAAACAAUUCGGCAGAGAUUGUUACUUUUUAUGUUAAUGUGAAUGUUGUUAACGCUGCCUACUGUGAUAGAUUAGAAUAGACCUGUUUUAUGAGAAUAGUUUUAAUGCUGUAAAUGAGUAUAUGUGUAGUAAUUUUAUCCUUGUGUAUAUAUUACGUAUGAAAUUAUUAAUGGUACACACACAUAGAAUUAGAUUUAUUCAUUUAAAAAUUUGCUUCUUCUAUGCUUGAAUUGAAGCUUGAAAUGUAAUGUAAUUGGAUAUGAAUGCUAUGUAAAUGUGUAUAUCUUGCAGUAAUUUAAUACGUGGGCUUUAAAAUAAUAAUGAUUUCUUUGGGGUUUUUUAGCUCUACUGGCCAAAGGCCAGAAGAUCUUAUGUGAUGGUAAUGUGUACGUAGUAUGUGCAUCCGUGCGUUCGUGCGUCUGUAAACAAUUGCUUGUGAACACAAUACAGUCUUCAGUUUUGAUUGUAUCUUGAUGAAACUUGUACAGUAUCUAGAUAUCCAUUACAGCUCGGUUCCUUUCGAAAACCAGCAAGAUCCGCCCAUGAAUGCCUAGAUUAUGGGCCAUGAAAGUUUUAAAGAAAUGCUUUCUAUUUUUAGCCAGGUCUGCAUGAGCGAAUUCUAUUUUUAGCCAAGUUUACAUGUACAUGUAAAUUCAAGUCUAGAGUUAAGGGAGACAAUUUGCAAGUCUAGGAUUUUGAGAGACAAUUUGCUUUUUGCUUCUGCAUUUGAUUUUGUGAAUUACUCUGCCUUGUUCUUGUUGAAAGCCCAAAGGCCAUUUUUUAGCUUUAGGUUCUGUAGUUUGCGCAUUCAUCUUAACAAAAUUGGUUGUGAAUGUUUAAGUUAUGCACCUGGUGUCAUUACUGGCCACAACCUGGGUUCACAGGUUUGGUAAACAUAAAUCUGGAAAGGUUUGAAAAUCUUUUUGUGUGUUCGUGCAUCCAUCUCAGCACAACUGAUUGUGAAUGUUUGUUCAAAUUGAUCAAUGUUGUCCUAGGAUGCCCUUGAUUUUGACCUUUUGACCAACUUUUUUUAACUUUUAAAACUACAGAAAAUUUUACUAGGAGUACAGUUUUGAAAGCAUUUUUUUUUGUCAGAUGACUUUUACUUGGCACAUAUUAAAAUAGUUCAUGCAACUAAUCUGCUUACAAUACUUUCUGGGCUCGGAUGUUGAACGUGCCACGUUUUCAGGUAACCCAAACACAAAACAUAAACUAUAUAUCUGUUGCCUUUUACCCAUACAUACAUGCUCUGGAUUGAUAUGACCACAAAAGCCAUGCCAGUAGAGCAUAGGCCCUUUUGGGCCUCUUGUUUUACUAAACUUCCAUUAAAAGGUUUUUUACUUUAGUAUGCAUUAGUAAGCAUAAUACUUUUACUAUUUAUUGCUUUUGUACAUUAUGAAGAAAACAAUAAAGGGUAAACAUUUUCGUAAAUGCAACUUGUGCAGAUUCCUGGUGAUCAGGAAUAUAUAAUUUACAGUAAACUGUGGAAUAAAUUCUAGUUUCAUUAGAUUUAGUUAAAAUAAGACUGGUGUUAUUUGAUUGAUUGAUUGGUUGAUUGAUUGAUUGAUUGACAUAAAUACUGAUGUCAUUUGAUUGGAUGAUAUAAAUACUGGUGUCAUUUGAUUGGUUGAAAUAAUACUGGUGUAAUUUGAUUGGUUGAAAUAAAUACUGGUUUUCUAUUGAUUGGUUUAAUCAAAUACUGGUGUCAAUUUUUAUUGAUUGAUUGUCAUUUUAUUUUGUCACCUGAACAUAUCAUUUUAUUCUGUCACCUGAACAUAAUACCAUUUAAAGUUUACCUUUUGAGCAUGCCUUUAUAGAUUAAAAAUAUUUAUAUCAUAAAUGUAAAUUUGACAACAUUCAGGUUAAACACAAGAAUUUGAUCAGAAGCUAAAAGCUUUUAAAGAUCAUCUUCUUCAAUAUAAAAAGAAUAACAGCAUGCCUUAUAUUUAAGAGGUCAUAAAGAUUUUAACUGACAUGAAAUAAAGAAGGCUAUAGAAUCUUUUCACUAUCACCCUGAGAUACAUGAACUUCAUUAUUAGCUGUUCAUCAUUGAAUUUGCUGACUUUUGGAAACACUGAUAAUAUGGUCAUUUAAUGUUUUGUAUUAAAUCAUUUUGACCUAAGCCAUCAUUACCUUUCAAUCCAUGAUGGAACAAUUUAUAUAUUUUCUUAGUCAUUAAUAGCGCUAAACCCUCGUUCAAAUAUUUCUUGUGAUAGGCUGCAUGUUAAUUAAACCAGUUUUAUAUAUGUGUAUGCAAAUGUUAUAUUAAUCAUUUACAGAAGCACAUAAUUAUAAAAAAAUAAAUGUAUAAGGUUAUUCAAUUAUGAAAUUUAAUUGUUGUCUGUUAUUUAUUCUCAUGCAUUUCAUACUUUUUUGUAUGAGGAUAAUACAAAUUUGUAAUGAUGCAAAGGGAAUAUUAUGUUAGUACAUCGACCUGUGGGGUUGUUUCACUUUGACUUGCUUGCGUAAAGUCCAUAACAGUCCAGUGUCAGUGAAGUGUAUCGUUACGCAAGCAACGAGAAUUGAUGCAAUCCAUCAUAUCGACUGACUAUCAUAGUAUUUCUUAAAUUUAAACCCUAUCAGUUGUUUAGAUCUACUGGCGAAAGGCCAGGAGAGCUAAUGCCAUGGCCUGGUGUCCGUCUGUCAACAAUUGUUUGUGAAUACAAUUCAGUCUUCAGCUUUGAUUGUAUAUCCAUCAAACUUAUACAGUAGUAAGAUAUCCAUGAAAGCUUGGUUCAUCUCCUAAACCAGCCAGAUUUGCUUAUGUAUGACUAGAUUAUGGUUCUUAUAAUGCUGCAGCCUGGCAAAGUAUACUCUAAGGGAGGUAACAUUAUACAGAGAGCUGUUUUAUUAUUGUAGCAUUUCUCUCCCUUUGUAAAACAUGGUUCAUUGAUUGCUUCCCUCUUGAUGCGGGUUCAGGAGAGCAUAGACCCUAUUUGAUCUCUUGUUUUAAUAAAAAAACAGCAAUUUUCGUAAAUGAACUACACCCGUUCUGCUUCCUUUUCUUAGUUUUUUGGAAGUAGAUGUGCAAUUCACAUUAGGCUUCUGUGACUUUUCUUAGUUUUUUGGAAGUAGAUGUGCAAUUCACAUUAGGCUUCUGUGAUAGGAAUCAGAAAACAGAGUACAGAAUACAGAAAUUCUGUCUGAGUGCUAUUUUAUGUUAAAAUAACGCAAUAUUUCAGAUGGAAAUGUAUUAGUUAUGAAAUGAAUUUAUUUAUUUAAUAUAUCCCAUAUAUUAAAAAAAAUAUUCUGCAUGUGACUGGUGUAUAUAAUUUCAUCGGCUUAAUUGUAUAUAUUUCCCUGUACAAAGGAUUAUAAUAAAACUAGAGGUUGAUACAGAACCAUCGGCAAGUAGCUUUUAAUUGUUAUGGUUGUCUGAAAUAAAUGAAAUUGAACCAAA